AUGUCUUGGAGUCUAACAUUGAGAUUACUUGCUACCUCUGCUUUGGCAGUAGUGGCAGGUUUUCUCACAAUUACACUCCCAUAUCUCUUCUUUGGUGCCUUCACUUUUCCCGUCAUUGGAUUUGAGGUCAACCCUACGGUUGCCUUCCUUGCCCUCUUCUUUUUUCGUUACUGGCGCCUCCUCGUUCAUAUAAUUUCCUUCUGUCUGUAUAAGCCGGUAUCGAGGGCCGUCAACCCGCGGUAUACUGCCAUGGAUGUUACAGUCAUCUGCCCCACGAUCGAGCCGUUUGGGGACGUCUUUCGCCGCUGUAUCGAGUCGGUUUGUUCACAACACCCCGCUGCUUUCUAUAUCGUUGUUGGUGGAGCUGGUCUUAUUGCUACGGCCGAAAAGACUUGCGUAGAUCUUCGCCUCAAAUAUCCUCAUGUCGAUAUUCAAGUUCACGCUUCAAGCGAGCCAGGGAAGAGAAAGCAGGUCGACACAGUCAUUCCACGGAUCAGGACAGCAAUAACGUUGUCGAUCGAUGAUCACGUUUUUUGGCCUGUUCAAAAGCCGUUCCUGCCUUCUGUACUGGCUCCUUUCGAAGAUCCUAACAUCGCACUUGUUGGUACCAACAAGCGCGUUCUCGUCAAACUAAAUCAAAGCUGGUGGAUAACAUUCUGGAACAUGAUUGGAGCACUUUAUUUGGAACGACACAACUUCGAGAUCGCAGCUUCAUCUUGGAUCGAUGGUGGUGUAUUUACCGUGAGUGGCCGAACUUACGCUGUUAGGAGCGAGAUUCUUAAGAAUCCUGAAUUCCGUGAGCGAUAUCUACACGAGAUGUUUCUACGUUGGGGUCCGAUCAUGCCAGACGAUGAUAAUUUCCUAACGAGGUUUAUCUACGAGAAGGAGCGUGAAAUCCGUAUACAAUUCGAGCCCGAGUCUCUUGUAGAAACAACACUUGGGUGGUACCCCAAACACAUCUACACAUCUUUCAGAUGGGCUCGCACAACAUUCCGCUCUAAUCCGAAGAGCCUCAUGAUGCGGAAAAUAUGGGCCCAUCAGCCUUGGUCGAUCUAUGCUGUAUACAUCUCAGGCAUGACCAAUUUCGCACUGCCUACCGAUAUCUUGCUAUGCUACCUUUACGAUCGUAGCCUAUUGAACAGCGGUUGGCAUAGUACGAGGUUUAUAGUCGGUUUCAUUGUCCUCAGUAAAUUGGUCAAGACAGCUCCAUACUUCCGCCGCUAUCCUCUGCAUCUCGUUAUGUUUCCUGGCUACCUCCUGUUUGCUUGGAGUCAUUCAUUCAUCAAGUUGUAUGCACUACUCACAAUCAACGAUGGCGCUUGGAGUGGUCGCAGCACUUAUGAGCUAUUAGGAACGGCUCAUAUUAGGAACAGCUCAUAUUGA
Messenger RNA from Truncatella angustata, 1383 nucleotides. RefSeq names its product nucleotide-diphospho-sugar transferase. The transcript has a single exon. Lineage: Eukaryota; Fungi; Ascomycota; Sordariomycetes; Amphisphaeriales; Sporocadaceae. The coding region runs from base 1 to 1383 and encodes 460 amino acids. The record is from RefSeq and is a predicted model, not a curated record.